AUGAGGACAUCUCUCCUAUUGACGUUUCUGAUUUUAUCUCUGCUUUUCAUCCUGGUUCUUCAGCAACCGAGUCAAUAUAAAGGAAAAAAUGUAAAAGGAGCUAUAAUAAAAGUAUAUGGCUUUAAGCUGGCAUUGCAGUGGCCAAAUGCCUAUUGUAAUACAGGAUACCAGAACUGUGAACUUCCAGUUCCACAAAAAUUCAAAAUACAUGGUUUUUGGCCUGUGGAUAACAACGGACAAGUAAUGCAUAAUGAAGACCAAUUUGGAAGAAACUACUUGAAGGAAGAGGAUGUGGCAGAUGUAAAGGAAGAAUUGGAUGAAAUGUGGCCGGAUCUUCGUCACGAAAAACAAAAGUUUUAUUUCUGGGCCGAGGAAUGGAGAAAGCAUGGAAAUGAUAUUGGAUAUACCCCAAACUCCUAUUUCAAGUUGGCUCUACUGUCACCGAUGAGGUUAGGGACGCUUGCACCACUAAGUGGACGGAAGACUAUGGUAGGAACUCCUUUGCAACAUCCAAUUUAA
This is a messenger RNA of Fraxinus pennsylvanica, 519 nucleotides long. Lineage: Eukaryota; Viridiplantae; Streptophyta; Magnoliopsida; Lamiales; Oleaceae. The record is from the annotation of a GenBank genome assembly.